Molecule: messenger RNA, 1338 nt
Organism: Caenorhabditis auriculariae
Lineage: Eukaryota; Metazoa; Nematoda; Chromadorea; Rhabditida; Rhabditidae
Source: the annotation of a GenBank genome assembly
AUGGUUAGUUCAUAGAUUCUCAAAACAUUUCAUGAAUUUGUCUCAAUUUCAGUUGGUCCUGUUGAUUGGCGACUUGCACCUGCCGCACCGCGCGCACAAUUUGUCGGCCAAAUUCCGAAAACUUUUGGUUCCCAACAAAAUGCAACACGUCCUGUGUACGGGAAACCUCUGCACCCGCGAGACUUUCGAUUAUUUGAGGUUUUAUUUAAACAAAGUUUUUCGAAUUUCUUUGAAGUAAGAACAGUGUUAUUUUUGGUCAUGUGUAAAUUUGAACGCACUAGCAUAGAUUUCAAGACGCGAAAAUUCACUUUUCAAAACACAUUUAUUUUUGUCCAGAAGCCUUUCUUCUGACGUCCACGUAGUCCGCGGCGAUUUUGACGACGAUUCCUUGAAAUAUCCGGAUACCAAGGUUUCAGUAGUUUUCAAACUAUUUCAAAAGUGGUUUCUAUUUAGAUAGUCACCGUUGGACAGUUCAGAAUCGGUUUGUGCCACGGCCAUCAAGUGAUUCCCUGGGGCGAUCAGAGGGUUUGUGAUAACCUUCAAUCUUUUUCAUUUGACUCUUUUAAUUUAAGUUUAAAAAAAAAUUUUUUUUUUUGCUGGAAUAUUGUUGCGGAUAAUAAAUAAAGAGCUAAAAACUGUUUCAAGUUGUGGUGAAUGGGCUUUAGAACGCUUCAUAUUAUUCAAAAAAAAAUUCAUUUCAUAUUAUAUUCACUUAGUCUGCUAUCAAUUUGAAAGAAGGAAGGUACAAAUGAAGGGCUUGAGUGAGAAAGAAAUACAUAUGAAACGGAGUUUCGACCUCUGCUCAACACUUUCCUUUUUCUUCCCUUUUUAUUUGAUAAAACUGAAUAAAGACUCAGGUAAUAAAUUACUAAGGUAUUGCCAAAAUCCAGUUCAGAUGCUGGAACUUCUCGCGCGUCAGUUGGAUGUCGACGUCCUUGUGACUGGCAACAGCUAUGAAUGUACUGCUCGCGAGGUUUUUAUUAGUUUAUUCAUCGAAACUGAACGAAUUCCUUUUCAAGAAGGCCGGACGCUUCUAUGUGGACCCAGGAAGUGCGACCGGAGCGUUUUCAGUCGUCAAAGACGAGUGAGUCUGAUCUUCUUGAUUUGAGCCUAGGUUCUGGAACUUCUUGGCACUCAUCACAAAUUACUAUUAGUUUUGUUUUUUUUUUCUCUGGAUUUCUAUGUGUUUUUUGCGGAAACGAUGUUGUUUUCAGUCCGGUGGUCCCGUCUUUCGCCCUUUUGGACGUCCAGGCCGACAGUAUCGUCACUUACCUCUACCGUUUGAUCGACGACAACGUCAAGGUCGAUCGUGUCGUCUUCAAGAAACCCAGAAUAUAA